This is a messenger RNA of Anas platyrhynchos (mallard), 384 nucleotides long. Its product is annotated as feather beta keratin-like. The record is from RefSeq and is a predicted model, not a curated record. Gene Ontology annotation, molecular function: structural constituent of cytoskeleton. Gene Ontology annotation, cellular component: intermediate filament. NCBI's taxonomy places the organism in Eukaryota, Metazoa, Chordata, Aves, Anseriformes, Anatidae.
CCUCCACAACACAGACAUGUCCUGCUACGACAUCUGCCGCCCCUGCGGACCCACCCCGCUGGCUAACAGCUGCAACGAGCCCUGUGUCAGGCAGUGCGAGGACUCCCACGUCGCCAUCCAGCCUUCCACCGUGGUGGUCACCCUGCCAGGACCCAUCCUCAGCUCCUUCCCCCAGAACACCGCCGUUGGAUCCUCCGCAUCAGCUGCCGUGGGCAGCAACCUCAGCGCCCAGGGAGUGCCCAUCUCUGGAGGCGGCUUCGGAGGCUUUGGCCUGGGAGGCUUGGGAGGCUAUGGCUUGGGAGGCCUGGGCUGCUUCUCUGGCAGAAGAGCCUGCUACCCCUGCUAAGGACCCACGCCAGGACCCCUGACAGCAGCUAACAAUGC